AUGUCUUUCUUAUAUUUCAAUGAAGAAGAAAAACACUACCAGAACAUUUUGAUGCAGAUGGAUUUGACUGGCUUCAAUCCGGACACUAGUCACGCCAUAGCCGGUGAUGCGUCAAAUCAUAGCUGUAGUAACUACAAUACAUAUACAUAUCCUACAGCCCAGAACGACGCAACUCAACACCAAAAUUAUUUGAACGUGAACCAUCAACCACCACCACCAACCUACCAUAGAGUAGAGCUGUAUCCCAACAAUGGGGACACGAAUAACAUGCCAUACCAUCAAGGAUAUUCCACGCAAGAUCCUGGUGAAAUUGUAAACCACCUUGCAAUAAGAAAACCAAAACGCCACAGGACGGCAUUUACAACGGACCAGUUGACAGCCCUAGAGACGGAGUAUCAAAUAGCACAGUAUAUAAAGCGUAACAGAAGGAUCGAAUUAUCGCAAAUACUAAAUUUGACUGAGAGAUCAAUCAAAAUUUGGUUUCAAAAUAGAAGAAUGAAGGCGAAGAAAGAAAGAGAAGCAAAUUCAUUGGAAACUGAAGUUUCAUCAUCUCGACGUAGUGAAAAUUUAAAUUUACAAUUUGUUUAUAAUGAACAGGAUUUGACUGGCUUCACUCCCGACGCUAGUCAAACCACAGCCGGUGAUGCGCCAAAUCAUAGUUGUAGUAACUACAAUCCAUAUCCGUAUCCUCCGGCCCAGCCUGAUGCAAGUCAACACCAAUAUUAUCACAACGUGAACCAUCAACCACCAACACCAACCUACCAUAGAGAAGAGCUGUGUCCCAACAAUGGGGACACGAAUAACAUGCCAUAUCAUCAUGGAUAUUCCAUGCAAGGUCCUGUUGAAAUUGUAAACCAAUGUGCAGUAAGAAAACCAAAACGCCACAGGACGGCGUUUACAACGGACCAGUUGACAGCACUAGAGACGGAAUAUCAAAUAGCACAGUAUAUAAACCGUGAGAGAAGGAUCGAAUUAUCGCAGAUACUAAAUUUGACUGAGAGAUCAAUCAAAAUUUGGUUUCAAAAUAGAAGAAUGAAGACGAAGAAAGAAAGAGAAGAAAACACAACACCCCAUUCUUUGGAAACUGAAAUUUCAUCAUCUCAACGUUGUGAAAAUUUAAAUUUAUUUAGUUAG
Molecule: messenger RNA, 1134 nt
Organism: Diatraea saccharalis (sugarcane borer)
Lineage: Eukaryota; Metazoa; Arthropoda; Insecta; Lepidoptera; Crambidae
Source: the annotation of a GenBank genome assembly